AUGAGACCUCUACAGAAAGCUGCGGCAUCGAGAAACUACUACCGGCUCAUUCUUGAAAGCGAAUCCUCCAGGAGAAGACCGUUCGUCUGUGCCGAUUGCCGAAGGUUACUACAAGAAGAACGUAGAGCACUUUCUGAGCGUCCCUAUGCAAUCUUAGGUGAUCGAAGAUUUGCAACUGAUGGACAUGCAUCUGGUCAGCAUCUCGGUUCCCGCAGAUCGAAAGAGUAUCAUACCUCCUCCAAAGAUGCCGUCGCUCUCGAGAACCAUUCCAACGCUGCGUCUGACAAUGCCUUCUUCAUUGUGGAUAAACCAUCCCACGUCUCGCCAAAUCAGCAUAAAGAGGCCGUCCCAUCCAUCAGACAACGACUAAGGCAGUGGCGAAAGGACAAUGACACUUCAGCAACCAGUACAGGAUCUGCAGAUCCAGAAUACUCGAAACCUCCGGGGGAUUUGUCUACCCAGAUCCAUAUCCCAGCCCCAAAUUCACUUGUUACAGGAGAGAGCCAAGAUGAUGUAGCUGGGGCAGAUUUUAUAGAUCAUGAUCCUGAUCCUCUUAGAGAAUAUCGGGAUGACUGGGCCGCAGCACUCGCGCGCCUGAAUCCAGGAGACCUUUUGGAUCUUCCUGUGCCCGGAUCAGCCGGUAUAUCUGAAUCUUUGUGCAUUUUUGUCCGGUCGGUUGAAAUACAGGCUCAAUUCAUCACGUCCAAAGGAUAUUGGUACGUCGCUACCAAUUUCAGCUUGAACAGCGGGAAGAUAGUAAACUUUGCAUCUUCGGAUGAUCUCGCACCUAUCAUACCUUAUCUCCCCGAUACAGCGCUUCAACAAGACCACACGCAAGCCAUCUCAGACUACGCUGCUUCUGUCGGAGACAUGCCAAUAGACAUAGCUGCACCGAUCGUCAGCAAACUUGCCCAGGUCGAGCAAGAGAUCGAUGCUUUCCAACGUAGGUACGCUUCUGCUUUCGAUGGGAUGCACGAAAUGCUUGCACACGAUACAGACUUGGUGGAAUGGGAUGUGGAGGAUGUGGUGCCACGGGUGUUUGGUAUCCCAUAUAGUGAGCUGACAACUGCUGGUCGGCUUGCGCUGGACAGAUUUGCGGCGCGAGCAAAUCAUGAUAUAUUUAGAUCCGAAUAUGCUGCAGAAACGCUGGGGGUUUGGGUCCGAUCAAGAAGAGACGUGCAGAUGCGGAAAAAGGUGGUCGAUUGGGCAAGAAUGUAUCAGGAAUCGGCUGCAAAGGCAGCACUUGGCAAAGACGUCAAGGAAGACCUGCGCAACAAUCCACUGAGCGCUUUCAUUAACAAGGCGCAUCGGCUUAUUUUGAAGAGUCGAAAGAUUCGCUCGCCUACUACUAUUGGUCUGCUAGGGCCCAGUGCCGAAAGCGGCGCCGGGGUGACUAUAACUCCAGUUGAGACUGGGGAGACUCUUACCAAGAAUGACAGGCUUAUUAUGCGUUUCAUCUUCGAAACCUCGCAGAUGCUGCCACCUCUGGUGCCAGCCGAAGCUAAAUCAAUCUGUUCACUCAUAUAUCGUGCCAUUGGUGCCUAUCCGAAUUUGACUCUGGGAAGGAAGGUAGCGCGCUUACUCCUCCAGGAGCUUGGGGUUAUCUCCCCGUGGUCAAAUCGUGCAGUGAACAAUUACCAACUCCGCCUACCAGGACUAGGCAUCUGGCCUUACCAAGACAGACUUAAGGCCAAGGCUGAAGCAUCGUGUAAGGAUCUGAGUGUUUUCCAGGAUUCCGUCCAACAUGCGCGAAAGGAUUGGGGCCAGAUGUCUGUCUAUUGUAUUGACAGCCAGAGUGCCCAGGACUUGGACGAUGGCAUCUCCAUUGAAUCAGCUAGGAACAUGCCUGAUUGCGCCUGGAUUCAUAUUCACAUUGCUAAUCCAGCAGCUUAUAUAUCGCCAAACCAUCCUAUCGCUACUAUGGCGAAGGACGCUUUACACACUACCUAUACGCCUAGUAGAAAAUACGGUAUGAUGCCGUCAAAUUUUGCACAGGAACUAGCCAGCUUGGGAGCGGCGAAUGAUCGACCAGUCAUGACGAUUAGCACGCUACUCCGUGCUGACGGGUCCAUCGCAGACAUCGAGAUGUCUCUAGGUAUUGUUCACAAUGUUAUUAGGCUGACGCCGAGCGCUGUGCAAAAUGUCCUAGAGGAAAAAAGAACAGAGCUGGCAACCAUGGUGAUUGGCGGGGCAAGACCAGCUCAAGAGGAGGAUGAAAUGGACUUGCAAAAACUCAAGCAGGCUCUUCCAGAUUUACUCCGAAUCCGCCAAUUCUUGCAUGCACGUUACUACAAACGUCAGAGCGACUGGCCAGCAGAGGAGAAAUUGAAAAGGAAGGAGAUAGCGGUACGCAGUGAUGUCUGGACAAGUCUUAGGGAGGAGGCUCUUCCAAUACUGAAUCACAAGAUCAGACACUGGAAGGGAGAUCCCAUCAUUGCAAUUGAAGCGGAUAGGUUUCCACGCACUGAAGAGAACUUCGAUUUCAUGCUUCUUGUCGAUCAUGCUAUGUUAUUGGCUGGUGAAUCUGCCGCCAAAUGGUGCAAGGACAGGGAGAUUCCUAUUAUCCACCUUGCUGCGACACCACAUCCCCUGUUCCCUGUCUCAAAACUGAAUCAGCUGUCAGAGUCUGAUUACAGGCUGGAGCCGAAGGGAAGAACCUCUGUGACACCGCAGCCUCAUUGGCCACUCAACAUGUGGCACUACACCAGGGUCACCAGCCCCAUUCGUCGAUAUCCUGAUCUUGUGAACCAAUGGCAGAUACAAGCAUAUCUGCAAGCCAUCAACCACAAGUUCCAAGAUCCCGAAAGUGCGGAUCCAUUGAGGGAUCUGCCGUUUACGAGGCAAGAGUUGGAGGAUAUGAUUGGAAAGAUGCGCGCCAGACUGCCCAUGCUAAAGCAUGCUGCCCGACAAUGUGAUCUUCACUUCCUACACCAAGCUUUCUUUCGCGCGUUCCAUUUCAAGGAAGCCGAACUACCAGAGGUGUGGGACUUCAAAGUUAUGGGGGCCAUCGCGCAAAACGCGAGGAACAAUUUAAGCACUGGUAUCACGGGCUAUCUUCACCCCUUCCAAGCGCGGGCAGAGCUUCUUCUCUCGGAGGAAAAGUGGGAGACGUCUGUCGCAAGAGGACAAUACUUGCCGGUUAAGAUCGAAGUCGUGGAUGCUGAAGUAGACAAGGUUUUCGUCAGAGCGGUAGGACCUCCGAGUGACUCGCAAACAACCACACAGCCAAUCCAUAUACAGUCGUCAAAGACAUCCAUCUCGCCUGGUAAGCAUAGCCCACAGCAGCAGCAACGCUGA
Molecule: messenger RNA, 3297 nt
Organism: Endocarpon pusillum Z07020
Lineage: Eukaryota; Fungi; Ascomycota; Eurotiomycetes; Verrucariales; Verrucariaceae
Exons: 3
Coding region: 1-3297 (1098 amino acids)
Biological process (GO): mRNA catabolic process
Cellular component (GO): P-body; exosome (RNase complex)
Molecular function (GO): 3'-5'-RNA exonuclease activity; RNA binding
Source: RefSeq, a predicted model, not a curated record